AUGCUCAAUAUUGUGUUUAUUUUUAAAUGUGAUCACCAAUUCACUGAACUGGAUGAUGAUUGGGGGAACAUCAAAAUAAAAAAUGGGAUGACUUUACUAAUGAUGGGGUCAGCAGAUGCUCUUCCGGAGGAACCUGCAGCUAAAACUGUCUUCGUUGAGGACAUGACAGAAGAACAGUUAGCUUCUGCUAUGGAAUUGCCAUGUGGAUUGACAAACCUUGGUAAUACUUGUUACAUGAAUGCUACAGUCCAGUGUAUUCGUUCUGUGCCUGAACUGAAAGAUGCCCUUAAAAGGUAUGCAGGUGCCUUGAGAGCAUCAGGGGAAAUGGCUUCAGCACAGUAUAUUACUGCAGCCCUUAGAGAUUUGUUUGAGUCCAUGGAUAAAACUUCUUCUAGUAUUCCACCUAUUAUUCUACUGCAGUUUUUACACAUGGCUUUCCCACAGUUUGCUGAGAAAGGUGAACAAGGACAGUAUCUUCAACAGGAUGCUAAUGAAUGUUGGAUACAGAUGAUGCGAGUGCUUCAGCAGAAGCUGGAAGCCAUAGAGGACGAUUCUGUUAAAGAGACAGAUUCUUCAUCUGCAUCAGUAGUGACACCUACUAAAAAGAAAAGUCUAAUUGAUCAGUUCUUUGGUGUUGAGUUUGAAACUACCAUGAAAUGUACAGAAUCUGAAGAAGAAGAAGUCACCAAAGGAAAGGAAAAUCAGCUGCAGCUUAGCUGUUUUAUUAAUCAGGAAGUCAAGUAUCUUUUUACAGGACUUAAAUUGCGACUUCAGGAAGAAAUAACCAAACAGUCUCCAACAUUGCAAAGAAAUGCUUUGUACAUCAAAUCUUCCAAGAUCAGCCGGCUACCUGCUUACUUAACUAUUCAGAUGGUUCGAUUUUUUUAUAAAGAGAAGGAAUCAGUAAAUGCCAAAGUUCUUAAGGAUGUUAAAUUUCCCCUUAUGUUGGAUGUUUAUGAACUUUGUACACCUGAACUUCAAGAGAAAAUGGUCUCUUUUCGAUCAAAAUUCAAGGAUAUAGAAGAUAAAAAAGUGAAUCAGCAGCCAAAUACAAGUGACAAGAAGAGUAGUCCCCAGAAAGAAAUUAAAUAUGAACCUUUUUCAUUUGCUGAUGAUAUUGGCUCCAAUAACUGUGGAUACUAUGACUUACAAGCAGUGCUAACGCACCAGGGAAGGUCUAGUUCUUCAGGCCAUUAUGUAUCUUGGGUGAAAAGGAAACAAGAUGAAUGGAUCAAGUUUGACGACGAUAAGGUCAGCAUCGUGACCCCAGAAGAUAUCUUGCGGCUUUCUGGCGGCGGAGACUGGCACAUCGCUUAUGUUCUAUUGUAUGGGCCCCGCAGAGUGGAAAUCAUGGAAGAGGAAAGUGAGCAGUGAUCUACUUAGCUAUUUAUGCUUAGGUGUGAAAUAAAUGUUACUUGUUGAUCACUUCUAUAACCCAGAGCUUUAGAGGAAGAUGUUUAGGUGGUCUUGUCUGUUUCCUCUUGUGUGGAACAGGAGAGGACAAAAGCAGACCGCUUUGUACAUCACCCUAAAAAUUAUGGAAAGAAUAUUACCUUUGGAUUACAUACGCUGUUCUCUGUAAAGGUGGCUGGAAGACAGUAAGAGCUCAUUUCUUGCAUUAAUUUUUAAAAAUUCUUAGUUGAAAUGUCUUUCAACCAUUACCUCCUGUGGUAAUUUUUUCUCCUUGCCUUUUGGCACAAGAGUCAGCAGUGAUGUUUAUUGCACAUCUGUUCCCCGUUGUUUGUUCUUGCAUGGUCCAUGUCACCAUUCAGUGGCUGCCCAUCCUUUUGCCUUAUCUAACAAUCAUUUUUCCAAGAAGGCGGAAAAGGAAAUGUUGCUCUCAGUGUGUAACUCAGUGCUGCUGUCCACUCCCAUGAAACAUGGGUGCAAUCAAGUAUUUGUCCAGCCUAUUGCUGGCUCUUCAUGACUUUUAAAUAAAUUGUGAUCAAUAAUAGUACAUUUGAUUAUACAUUUAUUAUCGUGUCUCUCUGAUGUAGUAUGGUCUGUACAUUUACCUUACAGUGGUUUAUGGUAAUCAACCCUUAAAAAAAGUUGACAAACUGCGUACCUUUAGAAAGUGAGGACAUUUAAUUUAAAGAAAAAGAGGGGUUAAGAGCUUUUGACAGGUCUGUCUCUUGAGUGUUGGAGCUUGGUUGAAAAUUCGGGAAUGUCUGGUACUCUAGUUUCUAAAGAUGCCCAGCGUUACUGUCUGCCCACAUCCAAUUUCAACAAAAAUAGGAAGUGGUGGGUUUUUCUGGAUGCUGAAUGCAGUGAUGGUAGCAGUUACUGUCUGGAAAUUGCCAAAGUCUUAAGGUCCAUGUCAAAAUUUAGUAUCAGUGGUUUUUAAUUGAUGGUAGGAAGCACCAAGACUGAGGUAAUUGAAUAUGAUUGGUUUCUCACAUUUUAAUAUUUUAAUUACUCAUCUUUGUCCUAGGAGUCCUGAUUGGUCAAGAAAGGAUAAAGAGUAGAGUUUUAGCCAGUUUGAUUGACUUACAAUGAAGUUUAGGGAUUAUCGUGACAUCUCCCCUUUGUGUGUUUUGAGAGCCGCAAGGGACAACGGCCACUUCCCUCUGAUCUGAGUAACGUGAUGGCAUCCAACAGUAAGGAAUCAAGUAGUAUUUCAGAGAUACUAACCUGCACAUAUAACUUCAUCGAAACCCUCUCCUCCACAGGGGAGGAUGAAACCCUAAGAAUUGUAAUGACUGUGUAGUAGUCUUUUUAAGCUCAUUGUCUCAUCUGGCUAGACAGUUUUAGAAGAAAUGUAUUUUCUCACCUGCUGGAUGCUGAUGCUACCAGAGCAGAUGAGGUAGGUUAGAGACACACUGUGUGAAGCCCUUGCAUAGAAUGUACUAGAAUAUUUAAAAAUUAUUUCCUUGUCAUUAAAAGGCUUGAUUUCGCUUCACUUGGCUUAAAGUAUUAUUCCAAAGAUAUUCUUAACAAUUGGAUUUAUACCAGUUUUUUUAACUAACAGGGCUAUUUUAGAAUUCAGCCUUCAUUUAAGGUCUGAGAAGGGAGGAGCCAAAAGAAAGAGGGUCUCUGUUCUGAAUGUGCCUUACUCGCUGUGCUGACAGGGUCCCUUGCACAGCCCUGCCUGAGCUGGACAUGAGGCCUGAGCAGUGGUGGCCACCUAGCAUGCUGCUGCUGUGAGGGGAACGGCGGGGGCACCGUCUUCAGCCAGGCACUCAGCAUGGUGCUUUGCUGAGCACAGGUAGUUUCCACAUUGCAUUCCAACUUCACAGUAAUCCCAGGGGUUACUUAUGGGUCAUAUGAUUUUUAUAAGGCUAAAAGUGAGAUUUUAGGCUUGUUUCGUUUAAAGUUGGGCGCCAGCAGGUUUUUUUUUUUCCUUGUAAUGGGCCAGAUAGUAAAUAUCUUAGGCUUUGCAACCCCAGCCCCUACUCUGCUGUGGUACUGCAACAGUGCCAGGGACACCUGGGAAUGAGCACACUAGGUGCCAAUAAAGCUUUACAAAAACAUGGGAGCAGAGCUGUGCCUGGGCCACGCCUGUAAUCCCAGCACUCAGGAGGCUGGGGCAGGAGGAUCUCUGUGAGUUCAAGGCCAGCCU
Messenger RNA from Fukomys damarensis (Damara mole-rat), 3562 nucleotides. RefSeq names its product ubiquitin specific peptidase 14 (gene Usp14). The coding region runs from base 1 to 1374 and encodes 457 amino acids. Lineage: Eukaryota; Metazoa; Chordata; Mammalia; Rodentia; Bathyergidae. The transcript has 15 exons. Gene Ontology annotation, molecular function: proteasome binding; cysteine-type deubiquitinase activity. Gene Ontology annotation, biological process: protein deubiquitination; regulation of proteasomal protein catabolic process; proteasome-mediated ubiquitin-dependent protein catabolic process. The record is from RefSeq and is a predicted model, not a curated record.